Lolium rigidum is the source of this 1596-nucleotide messenger RNA. RefSeq names its product pachytene checkpoint protein 2 homolog. Gene Ontology annotation, molecular function: ATP binding; ATP hydrolysis activity. Gene Ontology annotation, biological process: reciprocal meiotic recombination; meiotic recombination checkpoint signaling. Bases 1 to 1437 code for a protein of 478 amino acids. The record is from RefSeq and is a predicted model, not a curated record. Gene Ontology annotation, cellular component: chromosome; nucleus. Lineage: Eukaryota; Viridiplantae; Streptophyta; Magnoliopsida; Poales; Poaceae. The transcript is spliced from 14 exons.
AUGGAGAUCUCCUUCGACCCCUUCCCUCCUCCUCCCGCUCCCGCCCCCGCUCCCACUCCCGCCGUGCCGCCCUUCCCCUCCAGCCCGCCGCUGGAGCCCGCAGUCGACACCGCCGCCGCCGUCCCCUCCUCGCCGCAGCCGACGGCGGCGGUCGUAGCCGCGCCCACCCCGCCCGACGACAAGGUCCUCGUAUCAGUUGAGGUGCUGCUGCACGCCGCGAGCACGGCCCGCGCGGAGGAGGUUCGAGCAGCAGUUGAGAGGAUGUUAGAAACUCGAAGUCUGAGCUAUGUUGAUGGUCCUGUCUCGAUACCUGCUGACAAUCAUUUUCUUCUAAAACAUGUUAAAAGGAUCCAAAUAUGUGAUACUGAUGAGUGGAUUGAGAACCACAAAGUUCUGCUGUUUUGGCAAGUUAAGCCUGUUGUUCAUGUGUUCCAGUUAAGUGAAGAUGGUCCAGGGGAAGAACCAAGUGAAGAUGAUACACUCUCGAGCUUCAAUGAGUGGGCUCUACCUGCCAAAGAAUUUGAUGGAUUGUGGGAAAGCUUACUAUAUGAAGUCGGUCUCAAGCAGAGGUUGCUGAGAUAUGCCGCUAGUGCUUUGCUAUUUACUGAAAGAGGUGUAGACCCAUGCCUUGUUUCAUGGAACCGGAUUGUACUUUUGCAUGGCCCACCUGGAACAGGAAAGACUUCAUUGUGUAAAGCAUUAGCUCAGAAACUUUCUAUUCGCUUCAAGUCAAGGUAUUCUAUGUGUCAAUUAGUUGAAGUCAACGCCCAUUCGUUGUUCAGCAAGUGGUUUUCUGAAAGUGGAAAAUUGGUAGCUAAGCUUUUCCAGAAGAUCCAGGAGAUGGUGGAGGAAGAAAGCAACCUGGUAUUCGUAUUAAUUGAUGAAGUUGAAAGCCUUGCUGCUGCCAGACAAGCUGCCAUAUCCGGCUCUGAACCUUCAGACUCCAUUAGGGUGGUAAAUGCGUUGCUAACUCAAAUGGACAAACUGAAGGCUUGGCCAAAUGUUAUCAUUUUGACAACAUCAAAUAUCACGACAGCUAUAGAUAUUGCAUUUGUUGACAGGGCAGACAUCAAGGCAUAUGUUGGACCCCCUACUCUUCAAGCACGCUAUGAGAUUUUGAGGUCAUGCAUACAGGAACUUUUCCGAGUAGGGAUUCUUGCAUCCCCUCAGGGUGGUGAUUUGCCUUCUAUUCUGAGUUAUUCAACCCUUAAGGAGAAGUUGCACUGUCCCGAGGCUGCAGAACCUCAUACACUUCAUCUCUCUGAAUUACUGCAUCAAGGUGCAGAACAGUGCGAGGGAUUAAGUGGAAGAUCAUUGAGAAAGCUUCCUUUCCUGGCACAUGCUUCUGUCCCCAACCCUUCGUGCUGUGACGCCACCUCGUUCAUGCACACGCUAGUACAGACUGCACGGAGAGAGCUCCUGGAAUCACGCGGUUGAUUCUAUGCUGAUUGCUUGGAGGAGCGAAUGGCUAACAGUUCGAUUCAAGUACCGUGUCCCUGAUCUGAUGCAUAGUUUGAACUAAUUCGAAGUCUGAAGUUCUGAAAUACAAGCUAGUCCAUUCAAUCUCUCGUUUUGGAACAGUUGGUAGUCCAGUAU